Molecule: messenger RNA, 606 nt
Organism: Rotaria socialis
Lineage: Eukaryota; Metazoa; Rotifera; Eurotatoria; Philodinida; Philodinidae
Source: the annotation of a GenBank genome assembly
AUGGUACUUACAUUGGAUGAUAUUGACAAAAACCCAGAAUUGAUUAGCACUACUGAUUAUUUUGAAGGAAUAUUAAUUAAUUUCCGUCCAUUAUUACUGACGGAUGAGAAAAAAUUAGCUCAGUUUUUAGAAAAUCUAGGUCCACAAACGCGAGAAUUUUCAACCCGUAAUGGUUAUGAUUUGAAUGAAGCUCGUGAUUUAUGUUUUGCAAUAAAUCGAUAUGAUAAACUACGUCUUGUUGCUUUGAUUAAUAAUGAGACAAUCAUUGCUUUAUUCGAAUUUAGUUUAUCUAUUGUUGAGAAUGAAUAUAAACGCUUUGCAGAGAAAUAUGGUAUCAUAUUAAAUGAAGUAACAUAUAUGAGAUUUGGUCCGUGUAUUAGUGGUCAAUAUCAAAAUCGUCAUUUUGGUUGUUGGCUGUUUGAAAAAGUAAAAUCUAUGUGUAUGUUAAUGGGUAAAGAACGUUUAAUACUAUGGGGUGGUGUUUUUACGCAUAAUAAACGUGCUAUAAGAUUUUACGAAAAAGUUGGAUUCAGAAUCUUUCAAGAUAGUUAUAUGAAUGAUGGUCAAUAUGAAUGUUUAGAUGGCAUUUAUUAUUUAUUGCAAUGA